CAGUGUUUGUGAAUGCGAGUCAAUGCCGACGUGUAUAUGUAAUAAAUCGGUGCAAAACACACGUCAAUAGAUUAGAGCCAUUGAGUGAUCGACUGAUCGUUGGAUUCAUUGAAUUCAUUCAAUCAUUGCUUUAAAUGAUAAGUGAAUUGCGUUUGAAAUGCAUUUGAAAGCAAUGGCCAGAAGUCAUACCAUAUAUCUGUCAUUAUUGGCUGUCCUCCUGUGCUGUACGGGUGGUCUGGAGGCCUACUUCUUGGUGAUCGACGCUCACGCAGAGGAGUGCUUCUUCGACAAAGUGUCCACCGGAACCAAAUUGGGGCUCACCUUCGAGGUCGUGGAGGGAGGCUUCCUCGACAUCGACGUCAAGAUCACCGGUCCGGACAAUAAAGUGAUUCACUCGGAGGAGAGGGCCUCGAGUGGCAAAUACACGUUCGCCGCGCAUAUGGACGGCAAUUAUCUGUAUUGUUUCGGUAAUAAGAUGUCGACAAUGACUCCCAAAGUAGUGAUGUUCUCGAUGGACAUCGGAGACGCCCCGAAGACCGACGAAGAGCUCAAAGCCCACGACGCGAACCAUAACAAACUGGAGGAGCAAAUCAAAGAGCUGUCCGGCGCUCUGACGGCCGUCAAACACGAACAGGAAUACAUGGCUGUCAGGGAUCGCAUCCACCGGUCCAUCAACGAGAGCACAAACUCACGAGUGGUGUUGUGGGCGUUCUUCCUCCGGAAUCAGGACCAC
This is a messenger RNA of Medioppia subpectinata, 733 nucleotides long. Lineage: Eukaryota; Metazoa; Arthropoda; Arachnida; Sarcoptiformes; Oppiidae. The record is from the annotation of a GenBank genome assembly.